AGUAGUUCCGGUGGUUUAGCAGCCGAGCGGAGCACACAGACCCGGGAUCUCCGUGUUGUUGAGUGCAAAUGUGAACAUAGGCUCUGGUCUUCCUGUCAUGACUGUGGAGUGACCACGGCAGCGGUCAGUGUGCCCCCCCCCCCGCAGAGCUCUGAGCUGCAAUACGAGUGACAGCGACAGAACAUCGCUGGAGCCUUUGCCUUCAAAGGGGAUUUUUUUUUUCAAGUGCAACACAGGCGUCUUGAGCUCUGAAGCGGAGCACAUAUCCUGAGCCGUUUCAUAUUUACCCAUGACGCAACAGCCAUAGCAUUGGCUAGAAGAAGGACCUGUUAAAAUGCCAUGGGGACGGACUCUCUCUUUCACUUCAGUGACUUCCUCAGAUGCUUUGGCCCAAAGAAAGAUGGAGAGGAAUGGGAAGAACAUGAGCCAAGGCUGAUGCUCAGAAUCCAAUCAGUGAGCCAACAGGAGAUCCUCCAAACGCCGCGUCGCUGAGCCUCUCAACCUUACCCUCUGACCUAUUAACACACAGGCACCAUGACCUCAGAGCUAGAGAGCAGCCUGACCUCAAUGGACUGGCUCCCACAGCUCAGCAUGAGGGCAGCCAUCCAGAAGGCAGAUGCUGGACUGCAUUACGGCUACCACCAUGGACACCACCUCCACCACCAUAGUCAUCAUCACGGGCAAGGACCUGGCAAAAAGAUCACACACCUGGACCCGGGAACAAAACUUGACCAGGAGGAGGCUGCUCAGCAUAGAGACGGUAAACCACCCUACAGCUAUGCCAGCCUCAUCACUUUCGCAAUCAAUGGCUCACCCCAAAAACGGAUGACCCUCAGUGAGAUCUACCAGUGGAUCUGCGACAACUUCCCCUACUACAGAGAGGCAGGCAGCGGCUGGAAGAAUUCUAUACGACACAACCUGUCCUUGAACAAGUGUUUUCUCAAAGUGCCUCGCUCCAAAGAUGACCCUGGAAAAGGUUCCUACUGGGCCAUAGACACCAAUCCUAAAGAAGACACAGUACCCAGCAGGCCAAAGAAGAGACCACGCUCUGGAGAAAGGGGGAGUAGCCAAUCAGAGCCUUCAUCUCAGUCCUUGAGCCUUCAGCAGUCUUCCAAGCUGCCGCCUGCCCCUCCUCCUGCACAGUCCCAGUGCGGUUUGCCCAUCCAGGAGUCACGGCACAAGCAGCCCUGCUUUUCAGACUUCGAGGACCUCAGCGCUUCUUUCCGUAGUCUUUACAAGUGUGUCUUUGAGCAGUCGUUCUCCCAGCAAGGUUUGAUAGGUAUACCUGGUGACUCCGACCUGCAGGUCCGGACUAACUGCUCCUACCAACACUCACUAGGUGCUGGAAGUGGUGGCGUCCACCACCACCAACACAACCAUGGUCAGAUGUCACACCACCCCUACCGCCCUCAGCAGCACAUCCAGAACAAACACCACCCAGCUCAUUCCCAGCAGCACCCAUCUCUCUCCAACCCAAAUCAUGCCGGACAGACCUGCCCAACAACAGGCAUUUCAUCAGACUGUUACCCCAACCUAGACUGGCUGAAGGAGAGCUGCCGGAUUGCUACCAGCUACAACUGGGCUGAUGUAGACCUCUCCCCAUUUCAAGGUCUGAAGAAGAGUAUGCAGCGGGCUGAGCUAAACAACUGGUCACUGGACACUACCACGAUUGCCGACCUCUGUUCCUCCAUUAACAAGUUUUUUACAGCCACGGGGGUCAUCCCCCCUCAAGGUGCCACCCACCCACAACCUCAGGUCCAACACCCCACACUUCCAGUAACACCACAGCACCCGGCUCAGCAGCAUGGGGCAAUGCACUCGAAGGCCAGCCAACACACUCAGCACGGGCAACACAACCAACAUAACCAACACGUCAGCAUGGGGAACAUGUACAUGGACUCAAGACAGAGCAUUUCCUCUCUGAUGGGCCCACCAGGAUACCCCCACAUGCCUCCCAUUAGCAACACGGCUCCAAACAUUACAGGACAUCUCAGCCAGCUGAGCCAGCAGCAGCUACAACCCAGGCUGCCUCUGGGACACUUCCAGGUAAGACGCAUGCUCACUGCAGAUGACAUCCAGGAUGACUUUGACUGGGACUCCAUCGUCUAAACUGACUUACUGCAAGAGACAGAGACUGCAAAAAGACGUGAUGUCAGGUGAGGUAUGAUACUGGCCGACCUGCUCCUUUCACCUCUGAGAAAGUUACGGAAGACAAUCGAACAGAAAAUAAACUUUUGUGAUCUUUUUGGCCUUUUUUUGUGGACAUUGAGUAUAAAGACAAUCACUACAAAGUGACCAAGCCAAGCUGUAAACACACUGUCUAAAGCAAGAAAGACUGAAGCUUUCUGAAUUUUCUUGUUUUGCACCAGUGCAAAGUGGCUUACAAGUGUUGUCAAAUUGUCUCUGAAUCAUUUUAUUUUUGGUUAUUAUUUUUGUUUACUUUAAAACUCAAAGUGUAUGAUAUCUGCAGCCCCGUAUCUCCAAAAUCCAUACAAAAAAUCCUUCAACAUCAGGCCUGACCUUUUCUUCUUUCUUUCUUUGUUUGCUUUGGGCCUUCACGACUACAGUAGAAAAGAGGAUUUUUGACAGAGAAAAAACACGGUUUAUCUGUUCAACUUGAAUAGUAAUGGCACCACCUUUUGGUUAAAAUAGGCACCAUAUACAGUAGCUUCCUUUGCCUGAUAUAGUUCUAUGCACCACAAUCUGUUUGAUCUUUCUCAUCGCUUGAUCACAUUGGAUACUUUAUAGAUUACUUUUUAUAUUUAUUUAAUCAUUUUUAUUUUUGUAAACAUAGUGAAUUAAUGAUGGGAAAAGCAGUUCUUUUCAGUGUACUGAAUCAGUAGAAUCAGUUCAGUAAAGUGAUUCGUUCAAAAGAUUCGUUCACCGAAUCGUUCAGUACUUCUCUGCAGCUCUGCCUGCGAAUCAGAAUUUAAUAAGCUGAAACACGGCCGAACGUUUAGUUCUGCUCGUGAUCGUACUGAGAACAGCCGGUGGUGAAUAAUAAGCCAAUGAGCUGAGAUUUUAGUUGGAUAAAGCUACAGUUUGCAAACUGAAAGCUGCUAAAACAAUCACAUUUAUUUUCCCCGAUCGUUCUGUUCAGGACAUUCUGUACACGAAUCACUCACUGACUGUCUGACUGAGAGGAAGAGAGAGACUCGGAGGCGGAGCUCCCGUUCAGUACGUUCAGUGAACGAAUCACUCACUGAGCAUGAGAACGACGUACUAGUACAAUGAACAAGAGCCCUGGGUCUCAAUUCUCUCGAAGUCGAGGAAGCACGGCACUAAAUAUUUUAAUAACAAUUAGGCUGGGUGUCGCGAAAAUGUAUGGGCCUGUUAAAGCAGCUUUCAGUUUGCAAACGUUAUCGUGAAUGACAAUUAAUUGAACUUAAUACAGGCUACAUGUCAGCAGAAAAUAUGCAUGGAAAUGAAUAUAUCCUAUGCCAGAACAGUUAUAUUUUAAAUUAUAUAAGCAGGGCAAAAAAAAUGAUUUAAAAAAUAAUAUUUAAAAAACAAUAAUAAUUGGCUUAGACUGUUUUAUGAGUCUCUCUCUUCCUCUCAGUCAGUUAGUGAGUGAUUCGUGUCGGAGCUCCCGUUCAGUACGUUCAGUGAACGAAUCACUGACUGAACGUGAACGUGUUUGAGACAUGAGAGGGAGAAGUAGGGGCGGGCUUUAGCGACACAGAGCUCCCGACCGACUCCGUCCUGUUGGUUCAGUCACCACGUAUCACUGACAUGAAAGGGAGAGGGAGGGCGGGCUUUGAGCGACUCUUACGGUCUGGAGAGAGAGACACGAGACGGGAGAAAGGAGAGCGCAACUGAAGUUGAGAAAUUAACAACUCUUUUCUGUAAGUGAUUCAGUUCAGUUCGUUCACCCAGAUGAUUCGUUCGUUUUGAACGAAUUGUUCAGGAACGACACAUCACUAUAGUGAAUAGUGCCAUGGUCUCAGGGUGUUACAUUUAUAUAAAAAGUCAGACCAACAUAAAGCCAUUUACAUCUCAGUAUUUGAUGUCACUGCAUCUACUGUCAAUGCUCACUUCAUGAGGACAAUGUCUGCUAAAUUGGUGUUCAAAAGGUUUACAAUUUUUACUUCUCAGUUUAUAAGCUAUCUGAUAUAAAAUACUGAUGAAUAAGCUUUAUCAGCUGCUCAAAUAUCAAUCACAAGUACCAUGAAAUAAAACGCUGGCUAGACUUGGAAGUAGUCAACAAUAAUGCAGAGUUUUCUAAGAUAUAAAUAGUUUUUUUAAGGUUUUAAACAUUUUUGACAUUUAAAUUAUGACUAGACAUUGAAGGUCAGCAGCAAUUAAAAUAAUCCUGAUGUAGUAAAGGACAAGCAGUUUUUGCACAACAAAUCUUGUAAAUGAGAUAAAGAGAAAGAAAGAAAAUAGUGAACAUUUAAUUUCUUUGUUUAAGAGGACUUAACAAAUAAUAGUUUAGCAGAGGAGAAAGACUCAUUGGAAGUUUCAAAUGCCCAAUUCUACUGUGAUGUUUAUUAUUGUCCUUGUGUGCAAUCCUCUCAGAUUUUCUUUUGCCAUACAGCUCCCUACAGCUAAAAAAAUACACAAGAGACAGAAGUCAUUUAUUUGUAUUCAGUGGGUACAAAGUGAAUUAUGGGACCCAAAAGUGCUCUUUGGUGUUAAAGAUUUCAUUGGUUGAUGGAAUGGUGAAAAAAAGUUCUCAUUGACAAAAAAAAGAAAAUACUCUUUAUUAUUGCCAUGAAAUGCUGUAUUACAGUGACCAGCAUAUAUAUCUUGUAUGUUUGUGCGUUGUCGUCCUUGUAGAUAGCCGUAUGAUACUCCUAUGAUUGCCCUUGAAAAACAAGACUGAUGAAAAGAGCAAAAAAAAACAGCAAAAGGAGAGAAAGUAUUUUGUUAUUUGUCCUUCAGGAGUCAAGGUUUGUAUAUAUCUUCACUAUAAUGUAAAAAAGUCAGUAAAAAACGAUGCCAAUGGUGUUUUUGUGUCAGGGAAAAUCUGUGUAUGGGGGUUUAGCAGUUAAAAUCCGUUUCAGUGUUUAUUAAAAUAUUAUUGACAAUUUUUAUUGCUAUUA
Messenger RNA from Labrus mixtus (cuckoo wrasse), 5045 nucleotides. RefSeq names its product forkhead box protein J3-like. Lineage: Eukaryota; Metazoa; Chordata; Actinopteri; Labriformes; Labridae. Bases 535 to 2109 code for a protein of 524 amino acids. Gene Ontology annotation, molecular function: DNA-binding transcription factor activity, RNA polymerase II-specific; RNA polymerase II cis-regulatory region sequence-specific DNA binding. The transcript is spliced from 11 exons. Gene Ontology annotation, biological process: regulation of transcription by RNA polymerase II. The record is from RefSeq and is a predicted model, not a curated record. Gene Ontology annotation, cellular component: nucleus.